AUGGAGUCUGGUAGCGAGUCCCCUCUUGGCCCCAGCUGUACAGCGCAGCACGCUACUACGAGUCAUCACUCCACCCAGGCAAAGCGCAUUUCUCAAAUCAAAACAAAGUACAAAUAUGAGCGCGAUAAGCGCCUGCGACCAGAUGGCCUCCGGCAGUACCUCGAUCUGAUAUAUGGGCCAGCAAGCAUCGAACCGGGAGAUCGAGAAGCCCUCGGCAACCCGCAACUUCUUGACAAGAUACACCAUCGAGCUUUGAUUGUGGGAGCUGGCUUUGGCGGGUUACUAUUUGCCGUUCGCCUGAUACAAAGCGGAUUCUGUACCGCUGAAGAAAUUAUUUUCAUUGAUGAAGCUGGUGGCUUCGGAGGCACCUGGCACUGGAACAACUACCCCGGCCUGGAGUGUGAUAUUGAGAGCUACAUCUAUAUGCCACUCCUUGAUGACACAGCGUACAUGCCUACCCAGAAAUACGUGUCCGGAGUUGAACUGAAAGAUCAUGCGGAUCGCAUUGCGAGGCAAUUCAACCUAACAGAUCGUGCCCUUUUCAAUACCCACGUCAAAACAUUGACUUGGAAUGACCGACUGUUUCAUUGGGAAGCUCAAAUUCUUCCGGGGUUUGGUAUACCGACCAUGCUCGAAGCCGACAUUGUAAUUCUCGCGACCGGUCUUCUCAACUCACCCAAAGUUCCCAUCCUGCGAGGUGCACAAACGUUCGAGGGUCACGUCUUUCACUCCUCACGCUGGGACUGGAACUACACCGGAGGAACCCCGGAUAGCCCAGACCUAGUGAAUCUGAUUGAUAAAAGAGUCGCUGUGGUUGGAACUGGGGCAAGUGCUGUUCAGGUGAUUCCCGAGCUCGCCAACUGGGCUGAAAAAGUCCUAGUUUUCCAACGCACCCCCUCGUCUGUUGACAGGCGUGAUAAUUGUGUUACCCCAUUUUCCAUGGGCUUGGAGGCAAAUCAACCGGGGUGGCAACGACUGAGAAUGGAGAACUUCAACGCUUUUGUGUCAAAUGAGUAUCCUCUUCCGCAGGUGAAUAUGGUGAAUGAUGCGUGGACUCGGAUGCCGUCCUGGUCCGCCCUCGGAGGCGGACCUGGAAAUCUUCAUUCGACAUUUUUCCAUCAGGUGUUGGAUCAAGACUACCUCCGCCAGAUGAGACUUCAUCACCGCAUAGACUCGUCUGUUCAGGAUCCUGCUACUGCGGAGGCAUUGAAGCCUUGGUACCCAGGAUGGUGCAAACGACCGUGCUUCAGCGACACCUAUCUUCAGGCUUUCAAUCAAGACAAUGUGGUCCUGAUAGACACUGAUGGAAUGGGGAUUCGAUCCUUGACCCAAAAUGGUAUUCUCUUGGAUGACAUAGAGUAUGAGGUAGAUGCGAUCGUUCUGUGCACAGGAUACAGGUAUGGCAGCAGCGUGGACUGUGGCAAGCUGGUCGUUACCGGACGCGGCGGGGGCACCUUGAAAGGAAAAUCUACCACCGGGAUUAAAACCCUUCAUGGUGUCAUCAGUCGUGAUUUCCCAAACUUGUUCUUCCCAGGACCGUCACAGGCCGGGGCCACAGCAAAUCAGAUGUAUGUGCUCGACCAGCUCUCGAUCCAUGUCGGGUACAUCCUAUCGACUGUAUCGAAACUUGUUUCGAGUAGCCAGCCUAGCGGAAAGAGCUUGAGAUUCUCUAUUGAGCCCACUGUGGAAGGCGAGACACAGUGGACUGAGCAGGUUUUGACGCGCGCCUAUGGGGUCUCAGGUGUUGCCGAUUGCACUCCAAGCUAUUUCAACCGCGAAGGGCUGUACGCGAAAGAGGCCGUGAGGCUGACUGUCAGCCAGGCAAGCCAUUGGGGAGAGGGAAUCAAGGACUAUGUUGACCGCAUCGAGAGAUGGCGAGCAAGGGCCAUGCUGGAGGGAUUCGAGAUCAACACUUGUGAUAUCCAAGACUCCGAAGAAAUGUUUACCAUGGAUCUUUGA
Molecule: messenger RNA, 1959 nt
Organism: Penicillium macrosclerotiorum
Lineage: Eukaryota; Fungi; Ascomycota; Eurotiomycetes; Eurotiales; Aspergillaceae
Product: flavin-containing monooxygenase
Exons: 1
Coding region: 1-1959 (652 amino acids)
Molecular function (GO): oxidoreductase activity
Source: RefSeq, a predicted model, not a curated record